CUGCCUCGGCGUCAGUUUGCGGACCGCUCGGAGCCUGAGCCCCGGGUCAGCGCCUGGCCUGCCGUCGCCCUCCCGGCUGAUCGCCGCCGCUCUUCCCCGCCAUGCCGGUGGACCUCAGCAAGUGGUCCGGGCCCUUGAGUCUGCAGGAAGUGGAGGAGCGUCCGCAGCACCCGCUGCAGGUCACCUACGGCGGCGUGGCCUUGGACGAGCUGGGCCAAGUGCUGACGCCCACCCAGGUUAAGAAUAGGCCCACCAGCAUUGCGUGGGAUGGUCUUGAUCCAGAUAAACUGUACACCUUGGUCCUGACAGACCCUGAUGCUCCCAGCAGGAAGGACCCCAAAUACAGGGAGUGGCACCACUUCCUGGUGGUCAACAUGAAGGGCGGCAACAUCAGCAGUGGCACGGUCCUCUCCGAUUACGUGGGCUCUGGGCCUCCCAAGGGCACAGGCCUCCACCGCUACGUCUGGCUCGUUUACGAGCAGGAUGGGCCGCUGAAGUGCGAUGAGCCCAUCCUCAGCAACCGGUCUGGAGACCACCGCGGCAAAUUCAAGGUGGCGUCCUUCCGCAAGAAGUACCACCUGGGGACGCCGGUGGCCGGCUCGUGUUACCAGGCUGAGUGGGACGACUAUGUGCCCAAGCUGUACGAGCAGCUGUCUGGGAAGUAGGGUGAAGCUCGGAGACACGCGUGGUCCCUGAGCCUCGCGCCGGCCUCUCGUGGUCCGUGAUGCAUGUAGAUUCUCCCCUUCCCCGCCCUGUUUGCACCUGAGCAGCCGGAUAGUGGUGUCGGGUGACUUCCUGCCGCCUGUUCUCUAUGACUAGAUUAGGCACACGUCCCACUUUAUAUUUAGGUCAAAUUUGAACUCCGUUAUGGGGGAUUUUUUUGGUACUGUAAUGGAGUCACCAAAUAGUUAAUAGAAAGCUAGCAACCCAGAAUUUAAAGAAGAAAAAAAGUGCAGGUAAGAAAAACCAAAGCCUACAGGAGUAGAGCAGAGUAUCAAAACAUCCAAGAAAAAUGUCUGUGCCUUUUGUGAUCCUGAGUCCCGACUUGUGCACAGUGGUAUCCCCUGAGACAGCCAGAGCUUGAGUCUCGGGUGAGCCCCAGCAGGGGACGUCUCAGAUGGCCCCACAGGCGUCAGUGCCCGCUCUGGUUUCUCUGCAAUACUGGAAAAAGCAGUUAGGAAAGAGGCCUUGCUGUCUGGCCGAUCAGCUGUUGUAGAUGACAGGAUGUCAGGAAUCCUUACGUCUGGGCCUGUUGAGUGGAUCACUCUUCAUCGGUGUAAGGAAGGCUGGGCUGGAGUUGCUUCGUGCUGUGUUAAUUCCGCUGCGUGCUUAUAGUCGAUUAAAAAUAAAAGCAUUGUGAACAA
This is a messenger RNA of Lepus europaeus (European hare), 1364 nucleotides long. It is a transcript of the gene PEBP1, whose product is annotated as phosphatidylethanolamine binding protein 1. NCBI's taxonomy places the organism in Eukaryota, Metazoa, Chordata, Mammalia, Lagomorpha, Leporidae. The coding region runs from base 102 to 665 and encodes 187 amino acids. The record is from RefSeq and is a predicted model, not a curated record. Gene Ontology annotation, biological process: negative regulation of MAPK cascade. The transcript has 4 exons.